Molecule: messenger RNA, 367 nt
Organism: Paramecium sonneborni
Lineage: Eukaryota; Ciliophora; Oligohymenophorea; Peniculida; Parameciidae
Source: the annotation of a GenBank genome assembly
AAAUAAUCUCUUGAAUUCUUAAGUAGAUUUUCCCCUUUUGUACUCUAAUGAUCAAAUGAAGACAUGAAUUGAUUGCAAUUGAACAGCCAUUUUACUUGAGUUAAUGGUACAUUGCAAAGAUAAGCAUAACAUAACAAUUAGCAUAAUCAAUUAAGCAUAGAAAUGGUAAAUUUCAUGCAUGCAUUUAUUUUAUGUAUAAGAAGUCUUCCAACUAGAACAAGUAGAAUGAUUAAAAAAGUAAGAUUGGGUAUUGCUAACCAUAAAUUGCAAUUAUUGUAAUUAACAUUGCCUGUCGUUAUAAUAGAUUUGUCCAGGAUAAGUUCAACAUCUUAGGCUAUCUACUGAGACAGCAAAAUCUGAUUGGCAC